Panicum virgatum (switchgrass) is the source of this 1346-nucleotide messenger RNA. RefSeq names its product glutathione S-transferase TCHQD-like. The record is from RefSeq and is a predicted model, not a curated record. NCBI's taxonomy places the organism in Eukaryota, Viridiplantae, Streptophyta, Magnoliopsida, Poales, Poaceae. Bases 218 to 1015 code for a protein of 265 amino acids. Gene Ontology annotation, molecular function: glutathione transferase activity. The transcript has 3 exons.
AGUGAGGAAGGACACGAACCCAUCCAAGCGCACGCCGCCCAAAACGGCAGCGGAGUCCCCCCAGAACCGCACCAGCGCACCAAAACCCCGCCCGCCCGCCUGGUGCCCCGCUCUGCAGCCUCCCGUCGCCGGCCUUCGCGAAGCCUCCCGUGAUAGUCCCGUCGCCGUCGCCGUCGCCUGCGCCUGCGCCUCCGCCUCCGCCUCCGCGCCUGGAGCGAUGCAGCUAUACCACCACUCCUAUUCUCUGGACAGUCAGAAAGUGCGGAUGGCGCUGGAAGAGAAGGGCAUCGACUACACCUCGUACCACGUCAACCCGCUCACAGGCAAAAACAUGAACGUGGACUUCUUCCGCAUGAACCCCUCCGCGAAGCUCCCUGUCUUCCAGAACGGCGUUCAUGUCAUCUAUCGUGCCAUCGAUAUCAUUCAGUACAUAGACAGACUUGCGGUGCAUUUGAGUGGCGAAAUCCCCCCUGUGAAUACUGUGGUUCACCAAUGGAUGCAGAAAGUUGACGCUUGGAAUCCUAAGAUGUUCACCCUCACGCACACCCCGGUCAAGUACCGUGCGUUUGUCUCCAAGUUCAUAAGGCGGGUGCUGAUUGCUCGCAUGGCUGAAGCCCCUGAUCUAGCUAGCAUGUACCAUGUCAAGCUCCGUGAGGCUUAUGAGACCGAGGACAAAGUAAAGGACCCUGACAUCAUGAGGCAAAGUGAGGAAGAACUGAUCAAACUCCUUGAUGAUGUUGAAGCGCAGCUCAGCAAGACCAAAUACCUCGCUGGCGAUGACUUCUCACCUGCUGAUUCGAUGUUCAUCCCUAUUCUUGCGCGUAUAACUCUUCUGGACCUUGAUGAGGAAUACAUCAACUGCAGACCCAAGAUACUUGAGUACUACAAUUUGGUGAAGCACCGGCCAAGCUACAAGGUUGCCAUUGGCAAGUACUUCAAUGGGUGGAAGAAGUACCGGACUCUCUUCAAGACGUCAUUCUUCCUUUGCGUUCGAACCUUGUUCAGGAGGUACUAGAUAGCUCAGCUGCUGCAUAGCUGAAUCCAUACCUUGUGAACCGACAUGUACAGUGAUUUCGGCCAAAAAACUAUAUUAUGUAUAUCUUCCAUGUGUUUUUCCUGUGGUCCUGAGUUUUAUUUUCACUUGUGAAAGCAAAUGCAUUUGUUCGCUUGUAUAUUUCUGCUUCAUGUUGUAUGCUGAACUGCAGACAAUAGGAUUUGUAUACAGAAUAGACCUAGCUAUACAUUCCGGUUUUGUCACUUGUUAUAGUCCAGUUUAUGUCUGAUAUAAAUUGUUGUUAACUUGAUUUUGGUACACUGCUACAUUAUGACUAUCCUGCCUUCAUUUU